This is a messenger RNA of Vicia villosa (hairy vetch), 1559 nucleotides long. RefSeq lists its product as uncharacterized. Lineage: Eukaryota; Viridiplantae; Streptophyta; Magnoliopsida; Fabales; Fabaceae. The record is from RefSeq and is a predicted model, not a curated record. The transcript is spliced from 12 exons. The coding region runs from base 157 to 1131 and encodes 324 amino acids.
UUGAAAGUGAUACCUUCGUCUAAAAAAUUAGUGACGGAACCCCAACGUGUAACUGCAUCAACACAAGUUCUAUAAAUACCCUUUCCCUCCAAAUUUCCCUUUCAUUCAAACAAUUCAAACCGAAAAGAAAUCAUCGAAACCGCGAUCGCGAAGAAGAUGGACGAAUAUUUGCAGUACAUGAAGACUCUACGCUCUCACAUGAACGAUGCGGAGGAUCAAGCCGCAAAAAUUUCUGCAGAAGAACAAAUGCAGAUGACGAACAUUCACACUUUGGAAAGCGACAUCAAUUCAGCGAAAUCUGAAAUUGCGCAAGUGGUUGGAGAUACGGAGAAGAUGAAUAAGUCUAAGGUUGAGAUAUGCUCGACGAUAAUGGAAAACCAGAAAAAGCUUGCUGCCUUGGAGUCUGAUUCAUCCAGACUUACGCAGACCAUGGAGCUUAUUCGGCAAGAGAAAGUUGGGUUAUCUGCCAAAUUUUCAGAGAGGAGAGCCUACUAUAGCACAGUUGCAGAGAACAUGGUUGCCAAAUUCGAGAAGCAACAGGAAUGGAUAAGAUCUAAGAAGAUUAGCAGAGAACUGAAAGAGCAUAAAGUUUGUAUCAUUUUCCUUAUUCAUAUAAAUAUCUUAAGAUCCUUAUUUAGAAUUUUAGAUUUGAGUGCUCUGAUCAUAUGGGGAUUUCGCAGAGAGGCUUAUGUGGCAGAUCUCACAAUUAAAGUUGGGGAUAUAGUUCAUGAACAAAGAAGUGAAUCUGAAGGGAGGACUAGUGCUGAUGAUAACCGUGCCAUAGAUAAGCUGGGGAUUGAUGCAAAGAGGGACUUAAUCACAGAGCUGGAUUCAGCUAAAGAAAGGCUUGAUGAGAUUCUUGCGAUGAAAUCCAAGAUUCCCAUGGACAUCGAAAAGAUAAAACUCGCUAUUGAGGAUGUCAAGUGCAGAGAAAACGAGUUUAAGCCCGAGCUAAAAGCAGCUGAUAUAACUGCUAUUGAAGAGGAGUAUAAUGCUCUUUUGUCAGACAAAGCUGGAGAAACCGAAUACUUGCAAUCUAUGGAGAAACAAGUUGGGAAACUCAAGGAUAUCUGUCAUGAGAUCCAAUGUGCUUGUGGUGAGAAAUACACAGUUGCAUUGAAUAUACAGUAGCAGGGUACGAAAACAUGAAAACUUCCGUUGGAUGUAAAUUCAGUUCUACAUUAAUGCUGAUCUUGGUUAAGAUAAUACCGUAUGCCUGUUCAGAAUUGAUACAUUUUUUUAGUAAAUGGAUCCUUGGAUUCUGAUUGUAUUUUCCAUUCAAUAAAUAGAUUUAAAAUGAUUUAUAGACCAAUAUAUGGGAUUCACAGAAAUUCUAUCAAAACAAAAACUGCCUUGGUUAACACAUCAACCCUAGUGCAGAAGACAAAUGCACUGAGUAGUGUCUAAAACAUCCAAAUUUUAAUGACAACAUUUUGUAGUCCAAUUCUGUUUUCCUUUUAAUAUACAAAAUUUUAGAUUGAUUGGAUUCACCCAAAUCAAAUUAAUUAAAAGACUUAAUAUGUAUAUAACUUUUAAAAAAAAUUAUACACCAGUCUAAU